This is a messenger RNA of Daucus carota subsp. sativus, 1679 nucleotides long. RefSeq names its product elongator complex protein 5. The coding region runs from base 184 to 1314 and encodes 376 amino acids. Gene Ontology annotation, biological process: tRNA wobble uridine modification. NCBI's taxonomy places the organism in Eukaryota, Viridiplantae, Streptophyta, Magnoliopsida, Apiales, Apiaceae. The record is from RefSeq and is a predicted model, not a curated record. The transcript has 9 exons. Gene Ontology annotation, molecular function: tRNA binding. Gene Ontology annotation, cellular component: elongator holoenzyme complex; cytosol; nucleus.
UUUUUUAGAAUUAGAAUUUAGUUUGAAGAGGCGAAGAACUAAGAAGAAGCUCUCAGCGCUGUCACGCUGUGUACAAGUAUAACUGCAGCAAACACCCCCCUAAAAACAGAUAAACCCUUUUGCAAAACUAGGGUUUUGUUGCCAAAAAGAAAGAUCUGAAAAUCAAAAUUGAAGGAAAAUAUCAUGGCGGAAACAAUAUGCAGAAGCCUUCGAGACGGAGCUUUGGAAGGCGAACAUGCUGCAGCUCUCACUAUCAAGGAUUCAAUCACCUCCCCUUUUGGCCCAGUCGUCUUCAAUCACGUUCUCACUCAACUCUCCUCCUUCAUUUUGGCGGGAAAAUCUCAAUCCAGGGGGCUCGUACUGAUUGCACUAACACAAAGUCCAUCGUUCUAUGCCAAUUUAUUUAAGACCAAUGGAAUCGAAGUUGCCUCAUCGGAUAAAUGGCUUAGGGUAUUGGAUUGUUAUACUGAUCCUCUCGGUUGGAAAGAUCAACUUGCCAAGUGUGGGGGCAUUUCAAAUUCUUCAACCUCAACGGCAGUUAGUUCUAGUCUAUGCAAGGAUGUUAAGAAUUUGGAUAAACUUUUCACUCUGCUUCUUGAAUUAGGAAGAGGUGUUAUUGGAGCAGAAAAAUGUCGUUUUUCAGUUGCUAUCGACUCGAUUAGUGUGAUGUUGAGGCAUGCAUCAAUGGUUUCAGUUGCUGGAUUUUUGAGCAAUCUACGGAGCCAUGGCGAAAUUUCUAGUGUCUUUUGGUUAUUGCAUGAGGACCUUCAUGAAUCCAAGACUUCUGCGGCACUUGAAUAUAUGUCAUCUAUGUUAGCCACCAUAGAACCUAUGACUCAACUAGCAAAUGGACUAAUAAGGGAGAGUACCGAGAGCAUUUCAUUUACUGAACAAAAUUUUGAUAGAGGGAAAUUCAACACACGUUUUAAGCGCCGAAAUGGCCGUGUUAGAGUUGUGUGUGAGGAGUUCAGUGUUGACCAAUCUGGCAUUAAGUUCAAAUCUUUCUCAUCUGAAGAUGCAGUUGCUCAGAGCAUUGUACCCAAGCUGCAAUUCAACCUUCAGCUUUCAGAGAAGGAAAAAAAUGACAGGGCAAAGGUUGUACUUCCGUUUGAACACCAAGGAACUGGAAAAUCAAUUGAAAUUUAUGAUGGCCGGAAACCCCUCAAUGAUGAAAAACUUGGUGUAAAGCCUUCAAAUGCCGCGAAAGUUCAAACUAAUGUGGCAUCAGGAGGAGGCGAGAUUAUAUAUUUCCGUGAUUCAGAUGAUGAAAUGCCGGAUUCUGACGAGGACCCUGAUGAUGAUCUGGACAUAUGAAGUGCACUGCUGCUUGGAUGUUAGGCUGGCAACAUAGCACUCUUAUUGGAGUGGUUAAAAAAAUCGUUUUCGUUGUGUUUUUCAGGCCCGGCACUAUCUUUGUUUCAAUCUGCCCUCGUGUGACUGGAUGCUUUGUCCGAAUAUAAAGUAGCCGGAACAACCUUUAAGUGUCACCAUGAUACCAGAGAUGGUGGCUAGGGCAGAAGCUUUUGCCAGGAAACGAGGCUCAGAAAAAAGUAGGGAUCUGAUAAGAGUAGCUUACUAGAGCUGUUAAUUGACCAUUGGUUCUCUAACUAACAAUAAUAGCGUUUGUAAGAGAGAACUGCUAGAGGAAAGUUCCAUUGACCAUUUCUUUAAUACGAAAA